Messenger RNA from Ochotona princeps (American pika), 1508 nucleotides. It is a transcript of the gene PLA2G7, whose product is annotated as phospholipase A2 group VII. Gene Ontology annotation, molecular function: 1-alkyl-2-acetylglycerophosphocholine esterase activity. The record is from RefSeq and is a predicted model, not a curated record. The transcript is spliced from 12 exons. Lineage: Eukaryota; Metazoa; Chordata; Mammalia; Lagomorpha; Ochotonidae. The coding region runs from base 171 to 1442 and encodes 423 amino acids.
CGGGGGAGGAGAGGGUCGGGGCUUUUAGGACGCGCAGGGCGGGCCGAGGGCACUGUCUGUGGUGUCCGCGCCAGACCGGAGGCCCUCGGUGCGGGCGGCUGGAAGCAGUCGUGUUUGACAAGCUCCAGGGGUACUGAAGGAAAAACCGAAACUGCUGCUCAGUUCUGGAGAUGGCACAGCCCAAACUGCAUGUGCUUUUCUGCCUCUGCAGCUGCUUCACACUGGUUCAUCCUUUUGAUUGGUGGGACAUAAAUUCGAUUUCCCAAGUUGCGUUAUCAGCGUGGAUCAAUAAAACACAAUCAUUGAUGGCUGCUGCACACUUUGACCAAACUAAAAUCCCCAAAGGAAGUGGACCUUAUCCUGUCGGUUGUACUGAUUUGAUGUUUAAUUAUUCUGACGAGGGCACCUUCUUGCGUUUGUAUUACCCAGCCCAACAGGAGGACCACCAUGACACCCUUUGGAUCCCAAACAAGGAAUAUUUUUGGGGUCUUAGUAAAUUUCUUAGAACAAACCAGGUCUUUGGCAAUAUUUUGAGCUUAUUAUUUGGUUCAAUGACAACUCCUGCAAGUUGGAUAUCCUCUGUGAGGACUGGUGAAAAAUAUCCACUCAUUAUUUUUUCUCAUGGUCUUGGAGCUUUCAGGACAAUUUACUCUGCUAUUGGUGUUGACCUAGCAUCUUACGGAUUUAUAGUUGCUGCUGUAGAACACAGAGAUGGAUCUGCAGCUGCAACCUACUAUUUUAACAACCAGUGUGAUGCAGAAGUAGGAAACAGAUCUUGGCUCUACUUUAAAACCCUAAAACAGGAUGAGGACGAGAAAACUACACGAAAUGAGCAGGUACGGCGAAGAGCAAAAGAAUGUUCCCGAGCUCUCACUUGGAUUCUUGACAUUGGUCAGGGAAAGCCAGUGAAGAAUUUAUUGAACAUAGGAUUUGAUGUGGGGCAACUAAAGGACUCUAUCGAUAGGAAUAAGAUAGCGGUAGUUGGACAUUCUUUUGGUGGAGGAACGGUGAUUCAGGCCCUUAGUGAUGACCUGAGAUUCAGAUGUGGAAUUGCCCUGGAUGCAUGGAUGUUUCCACUGGAUGACACAAUACAUACCAGAGUCCCUCAACCCCUCUUCUUCAUCAACUCUGUACAGUUCCAGUAUCCUGCUAAUAUGAGGAAAAUGAAAAAAUUUUUCUCACCUGAUAAGGAAAGAAAAAUGAUUACAAUCAAGGGAUCAGUCCAUCAGAAUUUUGCUGACUUCACAUUUGUAACUGGAAAAAUCCUCGGGCGGCUAUUAACAACGAAAGGAAAAAUAGAUUCCUAUGUAGCCAUGGAUCUCAUCAACAAAGCUUCAUUAGCAUUCUUACAAAAGCAUUUAGGACUUCAUAAAGACUUUGAUCAGUGGAACUAUCUGGUUGAAGGAAUGGAUAAGAAUCUUAUUCCAGGACCCAACAUUUGACGAGCCAAGCAACAUGUCACUCCAUAGAAUGCUACCAGGAAUAAACACAUGGAAUUUACAUUACCA